Messenger RNA from Penicillium angulare, 366 nucleotides. RefSeq names its product acyl carrier protein. The record is from RefSeq and is a predicted model, not a curated record. The transcript has 2 exons. Lineage: Eukaryota; Fungi; Ascomycota; Eurotiomycetes; Eurotiales; Aspergillaceae. Bases 1 to 366 code for a protein of 121 amino acids.
AUGCUUGCCGAAGGCAAAACGCAGAGCGGCUCUGGAUGCGCUACGAACUCGUCACAAAACGUUGUAGAUGAGCUUGACUUUGCCACCGCAUUCGCUGGCGUGGGCUAUUCUCAAGUGGAUGCAGCAAGGCUGGUUGCCGCCGCAUUGAAGAUAAACUGGUCCGGCUUUUACGAAGAUAUCGAGAUCGAGAAGCCACUUCACACGUAUGGAAUGGACUCUCUGGUGGCGGCUGAACUCCGGUACUGGAUGUCUCGAGAGCUCAAGUCUACUUUAAAUGUAUUCAAGAUCAUGGGGAAUAUCAGCCUUGAGCAACUGUGCUGGAUGAUCACAGAACGAAGCUCAUAUAUGCGUUUUUUAGAGCGAUGA